This is a messenger RNA of Pecten maximus, 507 nucleotides long. RefSeq names its product S-adenosylmethionine mitochondrial carrier protein-like. The record is from RefSeq and is a predicted model, not a curated record. Gene Ontology annotation, cellular component: mitochondrial inner membrane. Gene Ontology annotation, molecular function: S-adenosyl-L-methionine transmembrane transporter activity. NCBI's taxonomy places the organism in Eukaryota, Metazoa, Mollusca, Bivalvia, Pectinida, Pectinidae.
CUCGCUUCCUUUGCUCAGGGUCAACAAACAUCGAACAGAUAAACACGUGCACGCAUUGGUGCAAGUUUCAUCAGCAUAUACCAGAUACUUAUGCCCAGAAGAAAACAUUCUUUACAGAAGUGAUCACAUAAUUUCAUUACUUAUUUGACAAUAAGUUUACAGACUGUGAGAGAUGUGAGCUGUGUGUCAGCCUGCCACAAACCCAACAUGACGGAGACAAACUUUAAAGUUGCCUUACUGUCUGGAGCAGCAGCUGGUGUUUCCGUAGACCUGUCACUGUUUCCAUUGGAUACCAUCAAGACCCGCCUGCAAAGCCAGCAAGGUUUCUUGAAAGCUGGCGGAUUCCGAGGAAUUUACUCUGGCCUCCUUCCUGUUGUGAUAGGAUCAGCACCUACAGCUGCUCUGUUUUUCUGUACAUAUGAGACGACAAAGACAAUGAUAAGGAAUACCAUGGGUGAGAACUGGGCAACAGCAUCACACAUGAUGGGGGCCUCACUAGGGGAAGUG